This is a messenger RNA of Amborella trichopoda, 964 nucleotides long. RefSeq lists its product as uncharacterized. The record is from RefSeq and is a predicted model, not a curated record. Gene Ontology annotation, cellular component: chloroplast. Gene Ontology annotation, biological process: chloroplast organization; thylakoid membrane organization. NCBI's taxonomy places the organism in Eukaryota, Viridiplantae, Streptophyta, Magnoliopsida, Amborellales, Amborellaceae.
UCAAAUGGACGGCUAGCAAUAAAUGCGGCCGACGCUUAGACAUCGCAGGCAAGCAGAAUCCUUCGCUUUUUCUCUCCCUCUCUCUCUCUCUCUCUCUCUCGCAUCACAGCUCCGAAUUUGAGCUCUCUCUCAAAAGAAAUCUGCUCCAUCCGCCAUAGAAAUUUGAGGAUUCUUGAAUCCAAGAUUUAAAGAUUUCAUGGCUUCGAUCACGAUGUCUCCACUGAAUACAAUUGUUCCUGCAGCUGUCCCAAGUGUUUUUUCUCCCGAGAUACCUUUAGGUAAAGUGCGAGUGCCCUCUCGAGGGAGCAUUCGGCUUUUAAAAUCUGGCCUGGCAAUGCCCAACAUAUCAACGAGAAGAAUGUCACAAUGUAAAACCGGUGUUUCACUUGCUCAUAAGAUGGCUUCUACUGGGGCAAUGUGUCGAAUGGGUUCUGCUAGUGCAAUUUGUGCUUUGGCUGUGAAUGCAAGGUGUUCAACAGAGCAGCAAACCAUUCAGCAUCAGUCUGCAGUGAUUACAAAUGCACCUGCGCAGAAUAAAGAGAAGUCUCCAGAGCUUGAUGAUGGUGGGACUGGGUUCCCUCCCCGUGAUGAUGGUGAUGGUGGUGGUGGUGGUGGCGGAGGAGGUGGAUGGAAAGGUGGGUUCUUCUUUUUCGGCUUCCUUGCAUUUUUGGGAUUCUUGAAAGAUAAAGAAAGCGAAGGAUCUUACGAGGAUAGAUAAAUAUGACAUACAUACUUUCUGUAAAACAUAGGACGUGCUAAUACAGCUCAAUUUUUUAGGGAAUACAUGCCUUGCUUGUCUGAGUGGAUGAGAAAGUUGUGCUUAACUAUUCUCGUGAUUCUUUUUACGAGGUUUAUUGAAGCCGUUGUACUUUAUUGUAAUUAAAAUUCCGUAGUGGAAGCUGAGUUCUAGGAAAUUUGUGGUUUGUGUUAUCAUUUUCACCAAUAUAUAUAUCCCAUGCUGUGA